UAAAUAGGCGAUCUCACUCUCCUCUAAUCACACCUCUCUUCAACAAUCCUCCAGUGCUCACGUGCAGCCAGGGAAGAAAGCAAGUUUCAAAAUGAAAUUUAUCGUGCUUGCUGCCUGCAUCCUUGGGAUGGCCAUCUCUGCUCCUCUGCAGAUAUUCGAGGAGUUCGACAUCCAUUACGCUCCACCUCAGGCAGCCCAGGUUAUCCCUGCUGGAGUCCCACUUGACAAUCUGGAAGUUUUGCUCCCUGUUGAUGCCCAAAGACAACCUCUUGGAGGACCUGUCCACGGCUUCAUCAAGCAGGAGAUUCCAAAUCCGAAUGGCAUAGGUACCAAGGAGGUGUUCUACCCCUUCGGUUUCAACCUGCCUAAUCCAGCUGCAGCUGACCCAGCUGCAGCUGCUCCAGCUGCCCCAGCUGCUCCAGCUGCCCCAGCUGCCCCUGUUGCUCUUGCUGAUCCUGCCAUUCCUGUGGAACCUCUGAAUCCUGUCGUCGUUGCACCUCCCCCACGUGGCAAGGAUGAUGAAGAUGACGAAGAUGAGUAAAACUGCUUAGUCAGCAGGAAAAACACACUCUUGGGCACACUCAGGUGACCAGAGGUGUAAGACUAUUUGCUUACUGUGGUGAAAAAUGACCAGCCAAUGCUAUUUUCUGUGGUGCUAUGCAUUUUUCAAAAUGGUGCUUUGUUUGGAAAAAGAAGAAUAAAGUCAAAAAGCAUAACACGCCUCUUAUGAAAAAAUGAUGGUGUGCAGUUAAAUAUGACCAAAAGUAAAUGUCUAAAUAAAGGUAGCAGCAUAUUGUUUCCUCUCUACAUGCAACAUCAAAUGUUUCAUUUCUGUGCUUCAUAAUAAAUGAAAAAGCUUAUUCAUC
Messenger RNA from Oreochromis aureus, 866 nucleotides. RefSeq names its product secretory calcium-binding phosphoprotein 7 (gene scpp7). The coding region runs from base 92 to 541 and encodes 149 amino acids. NCBI's taxonomy places the organism in Eukaryota, Metazoa, Chordata, Actinopteri, Cichliformes, Cichlidae. The record is from RefSeq and is a predicted model, not a curated record. The transcript has 9 exons.